Carassius auratus (goldfish) is the source of this 740-nucleotide messenger RNA. RefSeq names its product BEN domain-containing protein 5-like. The record is from RefSeq and is a predicted model, not a curated record. Gene Ontology annotation, molecular function: DNA binding. Gene Ontology annotation, biological process: negative regulation of DNA-templated transcription. The transcript has 5 exons. The coding region runs from base 63 to 452 and encodes 129 amino acids. Lineage: Eukaryota; Metazoa; Chordata; Actinopteri; Cypriniformes; Cyprinidae.
AGGAGCAUGAGAAACUCAGAGCAGAAAUUGAAGGAGAGAAUAAAGAACUACGUUCUCUAAACAUGCAAUUGCAGCAACAAUUGCUGAAGGCACUGAAAUCCUCAUCAACAGCAAAGUACAGUGAUCCAGGAACUCCAAGCCCAAAGGAGACCUUACAAAUUGCAGAGUCUGGCUGUUUGAAUGAGGUGGAACCAUCUGUAUCUUCAAAAGGAGAUGAGAUUCACUUGGGGGGAGAUGUUCGAGUGCGUAGAGAGGCCUGGUCAAGGAUUCAAAACAGCACGCGGGAUUCCUUAUUUGUGAAGGAGUUGGCAGUGGCAAUCUGGGGCACUAAGACUCUGGGGGAAAGAAGUCUCACAGGGAAGGAAUGCCCCACAACCAAAACCAGCAGGCAGCCUUUAACCCCCCAGAAACUUCAGACAUUAAAAGUCUGCUACAAGGAGUGGCUUUACUAAAAGAAUGUGGAGGAGACAGAGUUACAGGCCAGAUGGGUAAAGGCUGGACGGUUCAUCACAGAAAAAAUUAUGGACAUUAACAGACUAAAAAAAAAAACUUUAAAAUGUGAGUAUGAGGUUCCAUUUGUGCCAAAAAUGAGUCGACUGCUUUGUGCUUUGUACUACAGAUUUGUCCUCGUCAACAGUAACCUGUUAACAGUUGCCUACUUUUUCUGAUAAAUUAGUAUACAUUAUGUUGAUGUGUAUGCUCUCUGUUUAUGUCAUUUUGUUCUGUCAUCUUCACUGUAU